AUGUUUAUUCCUACAUCUUCAGGAUAAAAUUCAUUAACAAACAAUACUAACAUUCUCUAUGAAUGUGUGGUAAAGAGAAGACACUUUUUCAAGAAUCGAAAUUAUUACUUAUAAUUAACAAAUUAAUGCCUUAGUCUAAGUGAAGUAAGAGAAUUCGAUAAUUUAAAAUAGAAACAAAAUUAGUAGAAUCCAAAAUAUAUCUAUUAGUUAAAUAUUGAUAUAGUAUUUACAUGGUCUGUUGAGAACAAUAAAAUAGUUGGGUUUUAGCUUCCAUAUUAAGAUAAAAUAAAAGACUUUUUUGGAAAUCCAAAUGAUAUGAUAAACUUAAAAUCAAAGAUGGGUGGUUUAGUAUGUUACUAAAAAAUAGAUAUGUUUUAUAAAAAAGAGGAAAUUCUUUAGACUGGUUCUUUUGGAAGGGUAUUAUUAAUAAAAUAAUUGUUAGGUCACAAAAGAAUUCUGUAGAUUUACAUUAAAUCGUGUAGCAAUAAAGAGUAUUAAAUGUUAGAACAAUUAAAGUCCAACAAUUAAGAAUGAAAUUGAAAUCUUAAAUAGGUUAAAACAAGCAAAUGGUUUAAAUAUUUUGGAAAUCAAAGAAGUUUACAAAGAUGAAUUUAAUUACUAUAUAGUAACAGAUUACCUUAAUGGUUCAAAUCUAAAGUAACAUUUAGAGCGGAGAACAAAACCUUAUUCUAUUUAAGAAGCAUUAAAAAUAAUGGAGGUAUUUAUUUUUAUAAAAUUUAAUAUAGUCGCUUUUAAAAGGAUUGUAAAGUAUUCAUUAGAAUGAGAUUAUUCAUAGAGAUUUAAAACCAGCAAAUCUGAUGUAUCAUAAUGGUUAAAUUAAAAUAAUUGAUUUUGGUCUAGCUUGUUUUAAUGGGAAAUAACUUGAAUAAUAUCCAUCAUGUGGAACUACUGGUUAUUCAGCACCAGAAGUAUUAAAUGUAUGGAAUAGGAAACAAGCCUAUGAUUAUAAAGUUGAUUUAUUUAGUGCAGGAUGCAUAUUAUACAAAUUAUUAACUUUAGAAGGACUAUUUAAUAGUGAAAAUGAAAAAGAAACUUAUAGAAAUAAUAAAACAUGUUAAUUCACUAUAAAAGAAAAAGGUUAAGUUUUUGAUUUAGUUUAACUCUUUCUAAAAGCUGAGCCUCAAUAUAGAUUGGAUUGUAAUUAAGCUAUUGAAGCAGUUUAAACAUUGCUUGAUGAUAAAUAUUUUGAUGUUAAUUAAUGGUAUAAUAACAAAUUUAAACUAUAUCAGAAAGGCAAAUCUCAUGUUGAAGUAUAUCAUGAUACGUUAUCUAAAUUAACAAGAUAAUGUAGUCUAACAAGUUUAAAAUAUUAUGAACCAAUAUAAACUGAAAGAUUAAAAAAUUAACACAAAAGAGAUUGA
This is a messenger RNA of Paramecium sonneborni, 1382 nucleotides long. The record is from the annotation of a GenBank genome assembly. Lineage: Eukaryota; Ciliophora; Oligohymenophorea; Peniculida; Parameciidae.